Colletotrichum spaethianum is the source of this 684-nucleotide messenger RNA. RefSeq lists its product as uncharacterized. The coding region runs from base 1 to 684 and encodes 227 amino acids. The record is from RefSeq and is a predicted model, not a curated record. The transcript is spliced from 3 exons. NCBI's taxonomy places the organism in Eukaryota, Fungi, Ascomycota, Sordariomycetes, Glomerellales, Glomerellaceae.
AUGCCUUCCACCAGCCAGAUUCUCUCCGCCCUUGCCGUCACGGCUAUUGCCGGCGUUCAGGCCGCCAUGGGGCCAGCCUUCAGCACCGGCCCAGUCGCCUCCGACUCGUUCAUCCGCGAGGCGACCUCGACCCUGGUCCUCCCUGCCGCCCCUGCCAACAACAAGGGCAGCGCCUCCCUCUGGGUUGGUAUGGGCACCUCCAACGGUGACCUGAUCCAGUCCAUUGCCGACAACUCCAACUACGACAACACCGGUACCGACAAGUGGUCCAUCUUCGGCUACACUCUCCUGAAGACUGGCGACAACUCUCAGAUGCCCGUCCAGACUGACGGCACUGACGCCUCGGAAGGCGACAAAAUCACCAUGCACUACAAGUUCGAUGAUGCUUCCCAGAACUACACCCAAACCGUCUCCAUCAACGGCAAGGUCGUCGCCACCCUGUCCACCAAGGACGGUGAGGCCCAAGGCUGGGGAAGCGCUGUUGAGUGCGCCGCCGAGGACUGCGGUACCAUUGGUGCUCACUCCUGGAUCAACACCAAGAUCAUCCUCGACAAGGAGGACCCCAACUACAUCAGCACCCUCGGCAAGGGCCAAGGCGUUACCGGCGACAUGUCAACCAGUGACGGUGGCAAGACCUGGACCGUCACCACCAUCGACAUCCCCGAGCAUACUUUUGGCCAAUAA